AUGGCUGCAGAAAUCCCCUUGGAGCCUCCAUCGCGCUCUCUACGUGGCAAAGUCGCCCUGGUCACAGGCGCUGGCUGCGCCGGAGACGGCCUGGGCAACGGACGAGCAAUCUCCAUCAUGCUGGCCGACGAAGGCUGCAACGUGGUCUGCCUCGAUCGAGACCUGACUUGGGCCACUCGAACAGCAGAGAUCGCAAAUUCGAAACCAGGGCGCGGAGAAGCAGUCCCUACGCAAGGCGACGUGACUUCGUCCUCAGACUGCGCGGCAGCGGUCCAGCUCGCUCUUGAUACAUUCGGGCAGUUGGAUAUUCUAAUCAACAACGUCGGCAUCGCCGGAGCUUCAGGGACCGCAGUAGACGUCGACCUCGAACAGUGGACCACCGGCCUGGACAUCAACGUCACCAGCAUGGUCACCAUGGCCAAGCACGCGGUGCCAGUCAUGGCGCGCAACGAUGGCGAGGUCAAGGGCUGUAUCGUUAACAUGGGUAGUGUAGCCGGAUUGAAAGGGGGUACGCCGCAUUUGCUCUACCCUACGAGUAAAGGCGCGGUGGUGAACAUGACGCGCGCGAUGGCUGCGCAUCAUGCGGAGGCUGGGAUACGGAUGCUCUAUACGCCCAUGAUGUCUGCGAAGGGAAUGACGGAGGAGGCGCGCGCUGCAAGAAAGGCAAGGAGUCUGCUCGGAACUGAAGGCAACGGAUGGGAUUGUGCUGCGGCUGUGGUGUUCCUUGCAAGCGCUCAUGCGCGGUGGAUCACUGGUGCCGUGCUGCCUGUUGAUGCUGGCACGACUGCUGCUGUAGGCAUUGGGAUGACUAAAGCUGCGAGCGUGAAUGGAUAA
Molecule: messenger RNA, 834 nt
Organism: Saxophila tyrrhenica
Lineage: Eukaryota; Fungi; Ascomycota; Dothideomycetes; Mycosphaerellales; Extremaceae
Exons: 2
Coding region: 1-834 (277 amino acids)
Molecular function (GO): oxidoreductase activity
Source: RefSeq, a predicted model, not a curated record